Molecule: messenger RNA, 555 nt
Organism: Colletotrichum graminicola M1.001
Lineage: Eukaryota; Fungi; Ascomycota; Sordariomycetes; Glomerellales; Glomerellaceae
Exons: 3
Coding region: 1-555 (184 amino acids)
Source: RefSeq, a predicted model, not a curated record
AUGAAGUUUUCACUCUCGGGCUUGCUGCUUGGAGCCAACCUAUUCGCGCCCGCGCUGAGUGCACUUGCUGGAAACGAAAAGUACGAUGUGGAAAACCGUGACGGCGAAUGGUCUGUGUAUACCCCUGGCUACGAGAGUGGCAGAGUUGCAGUCACCAGAAUCAUUACUUCAGGGUCUACUAUGAUGAUCAGAACAGCAUACAAUGGCGCAGACAAGACCAACCCAAAGCUUCAUCUCAACGAAGUUUUGCAGGCAGUGUGGACAGAAAAAGCAGGCCUGAGCCUUCAAUCACUGUCGCGUGUCAAGUUCUUGGAAGUGGCGAACUCUGAUGUGAAGGCUGCGUGCAGAUACUACAGAAAGAAAACAAAGUUGGAGGAUGCGGAUGAGUUCGAGUUCGAUGUUGAUCGUGUCAGCUCCAAAGUCUACAAAAAAUUCUCAGAGAGCCCGUUUGGCUUAGUCGUUGGAAGGCUCUGCAGUGCGGCAGGCAAGAUUCCUAAUGCUAUUGCGGUUGAUGUCAGGAAUGGCUAUGAUGAUGUUGCGUGGGAGCUUAUAUAG